AUGGAUUUAGAAGCAGGCUAUUGGCAGAUUCCCAUUGCUGAAAAAGAUAAGAAGAAAACAACAUUUGUAACCACGGAUGGCCUAUAUGAGUUCAAUGUACUACCAUUUGGUUUGUCAAACGCACCAGCAACAUUUCAAGGUGUCAUCAAUUCAGUGCUAGGCAUAUUACGAUGGGACAUUACGCUGGUUUAUUUGUAUGAUAUUAUUAUUUAUUCACCAACAUUUGAAAAACAUGUUGCUUACUCCUUCGUUCAAAUGGCACAAUUCUAUCGAUGUUUCAUACCCAAGUUUUCAACUAUUGCAGCUGCACUCAACGUAUUUAAAAACAAAAAUGUUGCAUUUGCAUGGGCAAAAGAAUGUCAAGAAUCUUUUGACACACUAAAACACAAAUUAUCACAAUACCCAUUAUUAACAUUUGAUGAUAGAAAAUCAAAAUUAACUCUCAAAUUAAAUACAGAUGCAUUAAAUGUGGGUCUUGGUAGUGUUUUACAUCAAGUUAUGGAAGAUGACAAGUUAAUCAUCCAUUAUGUUGGCUUAACAAAAAAUCCUCCAAAAAUGGAAGACUGGAUCGGUCGUCGUUACAAUUACAAGAAUAUUCCUUUGAUAUCGAACACACAUCUGGAAAAAUCAAUUGUGUUGCUGAUUGUUUAUCCAGAUAUCUCGUUGAAAAAACCAGAUGAUAUUGCUGAAGAACAGUUAAAUUUAAUGGUUGGUCGAAUAAACAACAUUCAACAGGUGAACAUGACCAAUGAAUCACCAUUUGAUUCAACUAUCAUUUGGCAACAUCAGUUGAACGAUUCGAAAAGUAAAUUGCUACAAGAUAAAUUAAAGAGCAGUAGCCAAAUAAAAUCACUUGAAUUAGAAAAUGGUAUAGUUUAUUGUUAA
This is a messenger RNA of Didymodactylos carnosus, 885 nucleotides long. The record is from the annotation of a GenBank genome assembly. Lineage: Eukaryota; Metazoa; Rotifera; Eurotatoria; Philodinida; Philodinidae.